AAACCAUGCUGAUAUUCUAAACUCAUAGUUCUUUCACACUUGAAUCUUUACAUCUUUGUUUUGUAUUUGUUAAAAGAGAUUGCGCUCAUCUUUCUUCUCUAGCUUUUUAUAUUGAGAGAAAGAAGGAGAAAUAUCAUGAAGGUUCAUGAAGCAAGGUCUUAUUUCCAUACUCAUCCAACUGGUGAUCAUGAAGAGAAAGUGAUGGCAAGGAAGUAGAAGGCAGACCAGCUCAAGACUAAUGAAGGAAGGGAAUCUCCAAAGAAGGCCAAGGCUGAGGUUGACAAUGACCACUCUAAUGGAAAAUCUGCAUCUGAUGUAGCUAAAGAGUUUGAAGAGUUCUCUAAAGCUGUCAGAGAGCACUUAUCUGAUACACAAAUGAGAGAAAUCUUUGAAGCUAAUGGCCAAGAUUCCUCUGGCUCUGGUACUUCUGUUGUCAUCAAAUGCCUAGAUAUGCUGUUUUAUGGACCAUUGGAGAAGUGUCCAAUUUGCAGUGGAGAUUUGGAGUUUGAUGGUAACCGCUAUUCUUGCACGGGAUCUUAUAGCGAGUGGUCUUCUUGCGUCUAUAAAACAAGAAAUCCACCAAGGAAACAACAGCCAGUCAAAUUGCCUGAUUUUGUCCUGAAUUCUCCCGUUGCUGAUAUAAAUUUUGUUGACGAAUCUCAUUCUUUAUAUGUAACUUAACAAAUUUAGUUACUUUACUGAGUUCUGUCCUUCUUGCUGUAGUUGAUAAAGAAAUGUCAGGAUCCAAGUCGCCGGCCUCACCGUUUUGUAGGAGUUACAGACAAACCCUUCUUAGAAAUGAUGAUUUCCCUGAUGAGCCGUCUUAGUCGUGCACAUCAGUACUGGAAAUCCCAGAUCCAAAAACAUGGAGGGAAAGUCUCCAGCUCUGUCAUUGGUGUGACUUGCUUGGUUGCUUCACCUGCCGAGAGAGAGCGCGGUGGCUCAUCCAAACUGAUAGAAGCAAUGGAGAGAGGCUUACGAGUGGUGAGUGAAGCUUGGUUACUUGACAGGAUUGAGAAACAAGAAGUUCAGCCUUUGGAAGCCUAUGAUAUUGUUUCUGAUCUUGCUGUUGACGGCAAAGGAAUUCCAUUGGAUAAACAAGAUCCCGAAAGCAUACUUGAGUCACUUUCAGCAGAACUCAAGCUAUAUGGAAAAAGAGGAGUCUACAAGGAUUCAAAAUUGCGGGAGCAAGGUGGCCAAAUCUUUGAGAAAGAUGGGAUAUUGUACAUCGCCUUUUCUCUUUGUGACCAAGGACGAGGCAUUAAUGAGUAUUGUAUCAUGCAACUGAUCAAGGUCCCAGAGAGUAACCUCCACUUGUACUAAAAGAAAGGGAGAGUAGGCGAUGAUCCUAAUGCUGAGCAGCGACUUGAGGAAUGGAAAAAAAUAGACGGUGCGGAAGGAGUUUGUCAGGCUCUUGAAGAAGUCACUGGUAAUGAGUUUGAGCCAUGGGAGAGGGAGAAGAAGUUCCAGAAGAAACCACUGAAGUUUUAUCCCAUGGACAUGGAUGACGGAGUGGAUGUGAGACAUGGAGGACUUGGCCUUCAGCCUGGGGUUGCAGCAGCACAUAGUAAACUUGAACCGCUGGUUGCAAACUUUAUGAAGGUUUUGUGCAGUCAGGAGAUUUACAAGUAUGCUCUGAUGGAGAUGGAUCUAGAUACCCCUGAUUUACCAAUGGGGAUGCUCUCUAAUGUCCAUUUGAAAAGAUGCGAGGAGGUUCUGCAAGAGUUUGUAGAGAAAGUGAAAUCAAUGAACGAGUCAGGACCAAAAGCUGUGGCUGUUUGGUCAGACCUUAGCCAAAGAUGGUUUACUCUGAUGCACUCCACCAGACCUUUCGUCUUCAGGGACUAUCAAGAACUUGCAGAUCAUGGUGCAGCUGCAUUCGAGAGUGUUCGUGACAUUGUUGUGGCUUCAUAUGUUAUAGGAGAUAUCGGUGAUGAUACCCUUGAUGGCCCAUUGUCUGGUAGGUACAAGAGAAUAGGGUGCUCAAUAUCUUCAGUGGAUAAAGAUUCAGAUGACUACAAGAUGAUCGUCAAUUAUUUGGAAAAAACCUAUGAACGCAAACUUCCAGACAUUGAAUAUGGGAUAUCAGAUGAUAACAUCUUCGCUGUAGAGACUAAUGAAGGCCCCUCUUUUGAUGAAGUAAAGAAGCUGCCAAACAAAAUCCUCCUGUGGUGCGGUACCAGGAGCUCAAACCUGUUGAGGCAUUUGCAUAAAGGCUUCCUGCCAGCAAGCUGCUCUUUACCAGUGCCCGGUUACAUGUUUGGGAGGGGCAUCGUUUGCUCUGAUACUGCUGCAGAAGCAGCCAGAUAUGGCUUUUCUGCUGUAGACAGGCCCGAUGGAUUCUUGGUUCUGGCUGUGGCUUCUCAAGGGGAAGAAAUUGUUGAGCUCAAGGGCCCACCUGAGGAUACAAAGUCAUUGGAAGAGAAGAAGGUUGGUGUGAAGGGAUUGGGGAGAGAGAAACCAGAUGACUCAGAAUUUAUAAAUUGGAAGGGUGAUAUCAAUAUCCCUUGUGGUCGUUUGAUCCCCUCAGAGUAUAAUGAGUACACUGUCUAUGAUCCCAAACAGGUGAGCCUAAGGUUCUUGGUGGGGGUGAAGUAUGACGAGAAAGGUGUGGUGAUGGACACCGAGGGCUAAAGGAGGAAGAGCAAGGAAGGGUUUACUGUAUAGGGUGUCUUGACCAUUUUCUGACUUUUGCUUAAGGGACGUUGGGGAAAGCUAUAAGAUGGUGC
Theobroma umbraticum is the source of this 2729-nucleotide messenger RNA. Its product is annotated as poly ADP-ribose polymerase 3. The record is from RefSeq and is a predicted model, not a curated record. Lineage: Eukaryota; Viridiplantae; Streptophyta; Magnoliopsida; Malvales; Malvaceae. Gene Ontology annotation, molecular function: NAD+ poly-ADP-ribosyltransferase activity. Gene Ontology annotation, cellular component: nucleolus. Gene Ontology annotation, biological process: protein poly-ADP-ribosylation; double-strand break repair.